Messenger RNA from Colias croceus (clouded yellow), 3843 nucleotides. Its product is annotated as nuclear pore complex protein DDB_G0274915-like. The record is from RefSeq and is a predicted model, not a curated record. The transcript is spliced from 10 exons. Lineage: Eukaryota; Metazoa; Arthropoda; Insecta; Lepidoptera; Pieridae. Bases 16 to 2886 code for a protein of 956 amino acids.
UAACGUUGCAUUUAAAUGUGCGCUGCAGCUUCCUCGUCGAGCUUCACUGUCGCAACUGUGUGUCGUUUGGGAAAGGCGCGUGUGCUGACGGACGUUUCUGUUGCAGCCGCGACCCGACGCCGCAGCCCGCCAGCCGCCGUACGCCCUGCGCCCGCGACCUCGCUGCUCCCUACGCGAGCCAUGGACCUCAGGAUAGCGCUAUGUUUUCUGCUUUGUGCAACAUACACGGUCGUUGCGGAAGUGGACAUCAUCACAGAGCCACGACCAGGUGAAGAAUAUGUCUUAGUUAGUUCCGGACAACAAACACCAUUAAGAAAUUUUGAGACCUCGCAUAAAAUACCAGAAAAACACCCAAAUCAUAGGCUCACGAAGCCAGAAGAUAGCAAUGAAAAAAUAUUUAAAAAGUUACACAGUGGAAAAGUUAAACAUUCAGCAGAAGGUAUAGUUUCUAUUGAAGAAGAUAAAAAAGCGCAAAUUAAAAAAGGUCAAAAACUUAAGGCAUCUGAGUCAAUUGAAAUCGAUGUGCCUGUAUCUAAGUUAGAGGAUAUCAAGAUUAAAGAAAAUGUUAGAGAUAUUGAUACUAAUCCUAAAUUAGCAGUAGCUUUAGAAGCUAUGUCAGAAUCUGGAAAAUUAAGUAACAAUGAUGGAACUACGACGCAAAAACCUAUUUUAACAACAGCACCACCCACACCAGCUAAAGGAUACGAAUAUAUUCCAAUUAAUUUUGACACCAUCGACGAUAUUAACAGUGGGCUCCUGUCAUCAAAUGUGAAACUUGAAACAGCUGGUUCAGAACAAAAGCAACACUCCAGAAUUCAAGUUAAAAAGGGACCAAAUGGUCAAGACUACGAAUAUGAAUACAUUUAUUAUUAUUAUGAUGAAGAUGAUGAAAGUAAAAAGGAAGUGAAAGACAAACCCGCAAGCAAUGAAGCUCCUGUUCUCAAUUCACAUGAUGGACCAUCAAAAGUUGAAACUGAGAACCAUAUUGCCAAAGACAGUAGAUCAAAGAGCAAAUAUAGCACAAUCGAAAGAUCAACCACAACAACAACUGCCACUCCAGAGGUACAAAAUGAAGUAUUGAGCACAUCUGGAAGAGGUCGUUCCCGAGGAAGGAAUACGACCCCAGCUCCAGCUCCAGUUCAAGAAGAAAUUGUAGAGAGAUUACCAUCAAGCACACGGUUCCCACCUCGGGGUCGUAGUUUUGGCAGUUCAAGCACCACUACUCAUGUACCUGAAGUAACAGAAGCAGUAAGACAACGUGGUAGAUCACAAGUUGAUAGUGUGGCUGAUGAAUCAAUCGGUCAAACAAGAAGUAGGACACGUGCGCAUGUUAGGCGACCAAGUUCCGAACUCGUCGACCUUGAUAGUUUCAAAACACAUUCGGGUGACAUUCGCAGCCAAUACAAGGAACCGCCAACGAGAUAUUCAUCUGAAAGUAAAACUACAACCGAUGUUUCUGACGUUGAGCUGCCUGUAAAGGAAACGCAACGGGAAGGCCACAGUCUUCCAAGUGGUGUUAUUUUCCAAGAAGUAUUGGACGACUCAAAACUGCCGUCGGACUACAAACAAACAACGACAUAUGAACAAGACACAACGGAGUAUACUACAAUGACUGCUAUGGAAAAAGUAGCCCUCGAUCUGUACGCCUACUUGGCGGGUGAAAAUUUGAACAAUGAAAUCAAUCCCUCAAGCGAUUUGUUGAGUUUUGAUGGAUCCACAACAGUAGAUGACGACUCUUGGACAACCGAAUCUCUAAGUACAACAGAAGAGGAAACAACGCCAACGACCACCACUACCACAACGACUACAACCACUACGACCACGACCACUACACCCGCGCCCACGACCACAACGACAACUGCGGCCCCAACUCGCCCAUCGCGAUUUAAGUCGCGCCCUGGAGCCCGAGCUAGAGGCUCUGUGUCCACCAGCGCAGCAACAGAAGCACCUCAAGAGACAUCUACUAGGGCGCGAGGUCGGUUUGGUAAGCCAAAUGGAGUCAGAAAAACCACUGCGACAGUCGCCGAAGUGGAAACCAGCUCCGCAGCCCCAGCAGAGAAACCAGCGACACAACCUAAGGCGUUCGGGCGUCGAGGUGGUCUAUUCGCCGGUCGGAACCGGCCUGUCUCCACGACCAGUGCCCCGGCGCAGGACGGCAGCAACGCAGCCAGCGAAGCGCCUGCACCUAGAGCCCGUCUACGCCCCGGUUUGAGACGAGGCCCAUCAACCACGACAGCGGCUGCUUCAUCAGCUGAAGUGAGCGAGACGACCGCCCCCAGUGCCAGCUCUAACGCAGGUUCUGGAGAAGUUGUUGAAACUACACCCACACCAGGCAGAAGUAUUGGACGUAAACCGGGUGGUAGGCCAGUAUCUCUGAGACCCGGGCCCAGGCUAAACCUUAGACCCAACCCUCGUCUUAGGCCCGGAGUGGCUACUACAGCGAACACCGAAGCUCCCUCCGAGGCACCCGCUGAGACCUCUGCACCCGCAGAGUCUCCCGCUGCAGACGAACAAUCUGAGGGCUCAUCUCCGACCCCAGCUCCCGAAGCGCCUCGAGGAGGAAUCAAGCUCCGCAACAGGCUACAGGUAUCACCUUCUCCCAAACGAGUCGCUGCUACUCCUCCACCACGCAGGCCCAACCCCCUGUUGAAGAGGAAAUUGCCUUCCACUGAGGCCACCACUGAAGCACCAAAGAAGGCAUCUUCGGAGACGACGGAGGAGAGCACCAGUGCUGAGAAAAGCGAGACUGAGACCGAAGCCGCGCCCGCGGAGACCACCCCCGCGCCGCCCCUCCGCGGCCUGGACGCUCUCAUCGCAAGAAGACGCGCCGCAGGAGUAGGCUCCAGGCCCGCGCGACCCGUUCGAGGCGCCAGGCUACCUAAAUAAACAUUUAUACAAUACAUAAUUACUGUUUAACGUUAUGACAUGACUUAAAACUAAAUCUCAUUAGAACUCUGCCUAUUCAGCACACUUGUCCCGCUCAGUAUAUAAAUUAUAUAACCACUGUUCUCACGAGAAUCGAGAUUUCCCACAAUUCAAUCUAUUACAGUCACUCGCUUAGAACUUUUAGUCAUGUCAUGAAUUAGUCAAUUCAACGCCCCAAAUGAGUGUAAAAAAUAAAUUACGUACUCAUCAUACUAUCAAUACUUAUACUCUUUGAAUGUUUUAAUACAGGUAGAUUAUACACAUAUAAUUAGACUUUACCUUUUUACUUUUUAAUUUUAGAAUUUUUGACCUUGAUACUAAAUAGCCUCCCAUCAAGGGCUUUACUCAAUAAUUUAAUUAUACGUGUUAUAGGUAUGUACAUAUUAGAAUUUAAUGUUAUUACAAGAAUGUACCAAGGGAUCUACUUUGGAUAAUACCCAAUACAGUUUUAUAAUUUUAUAAACCAAAUUCAUUAAUAAUUAAAGGUAUAUAAGAUUUAUCCUGCAAUUGAAGUUACAUGACAAAUAUUGUUUGUAAAAUUAAACAAAUUUCUACAGUGCCUUCAUUAAAUAAUAAAAUUAUAUUAUGAAAACUUAUACUUAUUUGUUUUCACGUCUUUAUAAUAGAUGGAAAUGUAUGUAUAAUGUUUUAUCACGUGUAAUUAGGAAAUUAGAAAGCGAAAUUUUUAUUAACUUAUGAUACUUUUAGAUUUAGUAUCUUCAAAACUUAUACGCAUUAAUGUUUAUUUAUUAUCAUAAGUGAUGAACAUUGUACUCGGAUUUUUAAAUAAAUCGUUUGCCAUGGCAGCAUUCACCGACAUGUGACUUACAACUGAAGCACUGAUAGUUAGUGCCAUCGUGAUAUGUUUUGUAUCUUUUCGUAAGUGUGAUAAUAUACUUAAUAAUAAGAUAAUGUUUA